Molecule: messenger RNA, 1467 nt
Organism: Electrophorus electricus (electric eel)
Lineage: Eukaryota; Metazoa; Chordata; Actinopteri; Gymnotiformes; Gymnotidae
Gene: map2k4a
Product: mitogen-activated protein kinase kinase 4a
Biological process (GO): protein phosphorylation; MAPK cascade
Molecular function (GO): JUN kinase kinase activity; ATP binding
Source: RefSeq, a predicted model, not a curated record
CGUCCUUCGCGCGGGCAGGGAGGGGAGGUGAGCCCGCCUCCGCGUCCGCACUGCAGCCCCGCGUCGGCUGCUGGCGUACUCAGCACGAAUGGCGACUCCCAGUCCCAGCAGCUCCGGCACAGCCUCCAGCCACAGCGGCGCAGGGCCGGGUCAGCAGCACCAGGGCCAGACCACCACCGUGAGCAGCAUGCAAGGUAAACGCAAAGCACUGAAGUUAAAUUUUGCCAAUCCACCAAUCAAACCGACCACACGGUUCAGUCUGAACACGGCGGUGCCACCCUUCCAGAACCCACACAUAGAGCGUCUGCGCACACACAGUAUUGAGUCGUCGGGGAAAUUGAAGAUUUCUCCAGAGCAGCACUGUGACUUCACGGCAGAGGACCUAAAGGACCUAGGGGAGAUCGGGCGAGGGGCGUAUGGCUCCGUCAGUAAGAUGGCCCACAAGCCCAGCGGACAGAUCAUGGCUGUCAAGAGGAUCAGGUCCACGGUUGAUGAGAAGGAACAGAAGCAGUUGCUGAUGGACCUGGAUGUGGUCAUGAGAAGUAGUGACUGUCCGUACAUCGUCCAGUUCUACGGGGCGCUCUUCAGAGAGGGAGACUGCUGGAUAUGUAUGGAACUCAUGUCUACCUCGUUGGACAAAUUCUACAAAUACGUGUAUUCCACGCUGGAGGAUGUGAUCCCGGAGGAAAUCCUAGGCAAAAUCACACUAGCUACUGUGAAAGCACUUAACCACUUAAAAGAAAACUUGAAAAUAAUUCACAGAGACAUUAAACCCUCCAACAUCCUCUUGGAUAGGAAUGGUAACAUUAAACUGUGUGAUUUUGGUAUCAGUGGUCAGCUUGUUGACUCCAUCGCAAAGACCAGAGAUGCAGGCUGCAGACCUUACAUGGCUCCUGAGAGGAUAGACCCCAGUGCCUCCAGGCAGGGCUAUGAUGUGCGUUCAGACGUCUGGAGUUUGGGAAUCACACUGUAUGAACUAGCCACAGGGCGGUUUCCCUACCCAAAAUGGAACAGUGUGUUUGACCAGCUCACACAGGUGGUGAAAGGAGAUCCUCCCCAGCUCAGCAACUCUGAGGAGAGGCAGUUCUCCCCCAAAUUCAUCAACUUCGUCAACCUGUGCCUUACAAAGGAUGAGUCUAAAAGGCCAAAGUAUCGAGAACUUCUGAAACAUCCGUUUAUUAUGAUGUAUGAGGAGCGUUCUGUAGACGUCGCCAGUUACGUGUGCAGGAUCCUGGACCAGAUGCCAGCCUCCCCCAGCUCCCCCAUGUACAUGGACUAAACACACACUCACACUCACACACACACUCACACACGCACUCACACACUCACACUCACACACACACACACACACACUCUCACACUCACACACACUCACACUCACACACACACACACACACACACACACAUCCAUCUGGAGGGGGAAAACAGAAACGCAAGCUAUUGUGUAAAGAUUUGCUUCAUCAAAAA